Cylicocyclus nassatus is the source of this 1260-nucleotide messenger RNA. NCBI's taxonomy places the organism in Eukaryota, Metazoa, Nematoda, Chromadorea, Rhabditida, Strongylidae. The record is from the annotation of a GenBank genome assembly.
AUGGAAGAGAAUCUAACUGGAGCAGAUUACACCGACUAUGAAUCAAAUUUCACAGAUUGCACUUAUAUAGGUACGGACCAUCUAGAGGUGAAGAUCUACUUGAUUGGGGUGUUCGCCACGUUUAUUGCCAUUCUUUCCAUCAUAUUCAACACAUUCUUCACUGUUGUGUUUCUGACUAAUCAUUCAAUAAGGAAAUCACCCGUCUUUUACUUCGGUAUUCUGGCUGUUAUUGACACGGUAAUGGCAGUGAACUAUAUCGCUCUGAUGUCAAUCCCGGUAUAUAUGGAUUACUAUCACAUCUUGCCGGUCUAUUACUUAUUCCUUUCGUACUUCCGCGUGAUAUUGAUGGAGAGCAACUCAGCGAUGUUCGCAUCAAUGCUUCUUAUUGUGCUAGCCACGACGGAACGACUGCUACGUACAUUUCAUGGCGCCACGAUACUUAAAGCAAGGAAGUUCCUUACCAAUCACCGUCCUUCUGUAUGUGCUUUCGUAAUUCUACUAGCUAUCGCGUACAAAAUUUGCAACUAUUGGGAAACUGAUGUGCAAUGGAAGCCGAUGUGCGAGGGAUGGGGACAGUAUGAAAUUAUCCCUGGACCAUUGACCGCGUACUACAACUAUAAAUUUUGGUGGAUGUUCAUUACAAGAAAUGCACUGGAUCGUAUAUUGCCAUUCUUCGUGCUUGUCGCGAUGAAUUACUUAAUCAUUAAGGCACUAAAAAAGGAGUAUGUUAGACAGAGCGUCAGCAAAUAUCCGUCUACAAAAAAGGCACCUAGCAUUCAACUUGUAUUCGAUGAAGCAUGUACUAGUACAGAAGUGUUUCAGGAUGCAACAAGGGCACUGAUCAGCAUUGUUUCGAUGUACCUUAUGUCACAGUCUCUACAGGUUGUGCUGACUUUCUGGGAGACAUUCGAUAGAGAAAGUCUUGAAUCCGAAGAGAUGGAGCUUGUAUAUUCAUACUUGAAUGACAUCGUUAGCAUUCUUACGCUGCUAUCGAGCUGCCUGCGAUUUCCUGUGUACUGCUCCUGCAAUCGGCUCAUCUCUUCUGCCUCAGCUCAAACACUUCGACAGUUGAAAAGCAUGUGUUUCGAAGAAAAGAAGAUUGCACAGAGAUACAGCCCUAUUCAAAAUUGUCAGCAUUUGGCACAAAAGGACGGAGACCAGAUGUACAAAUCUUCAGACACAAGUGGACAACCAGGCACCGCAGAAGCAAAGAUUUCUGGUGCCGUUUACAAUGAUGUUCUCAAAGAGUGGCAAUUAUGA